AUGGAUCAGGAUUUGGAAGUGUUUCAGGAACAAGUUGUCACUAAAGCUUCACCACAUGAAACUGAACUUCAGGAGUUAGUGCAUCAAAUUGACAUCAUGGUAAACAGCAAGAAAGUAGAAUGGGAAAGGAAGAUGAAAGCUUUAGAAGCAAAGAUGGAUAUCCAGCAUAAAGAAUUAGCAAGUGCCCAAAGCAAACUGGAUCAAAAAGGUCAAGAGGUAGGAAUGCUUCGACAGAAACUGGAAGACUUACAAAAAAGUAAAUAUGAAAUGGCUCAGAAUUAUGAAACUCAGCUUCAAGCACUGAAAUCUCAAUUUUCAGAUUUGACAAAUAGUUAUCAAAAGCUAAAGUCACAUCAGUUAAAACAACAAAAGGUUGAAACCAGAGAAAAAUGUGAGGAAAGCCUAGAGACACCUUCUACAUUGAGCAGUUUAUACAGGCAACUGGAGGAAUUUAACACAAAAUCAGGAGAGUGGGAUAAGAAGAGGACAAUCUGCCAAAAUUAUCUCAUUUAUUUAGAUGCUCAACAAAAAUUAUUGUCUGAGAACUGUAAUUUAUUUCAGAAACAGGCCCAGAAUUAUCAAGUCCAAAUCAACAACAAGAAAGAAAACCAAGAGAAAGUUAUUACCUCUGGCCAGCCUGAAAAUGAAAAUGAAUUCAUUAUUGAAAAGCUAAAGACAACUGUGAAUGAAAUAGCAAUAAACAAAAAUAAACUGGAAGAGGAAAAUCUGAAACUCCGGGAGGAUCUAAAAAUGUACCAAAACCAGUGCCAGAAGAUGGAGGCAAGCUUUUCAGAAAUGAGAAAUGAGCUGCAGUCACGGCAUGCUCUCUGGAGAAGGAUACAAGUGGAAUGCCAGCAGUUGCAUACAGAAUUACUGAAAAUCAGAGAGUAUAAAGAUACACAGGAAGUUCAAAUAAAGUAUGUUUGGCAUCAGUCAUCUUGUAAACAACUGAGUGAAAAACUAGGAAAUAAAACCUCUGAGUUAAUAUUAUUGUCACAAAGCCAAGAACACCAACAAGAAGAGCUCAACAAGAUAAGAAACCACCUUUAUCAAGAGGAGCAGUCCCAUCACUCUGAGCAGGAAAGAAUGAAGACACAAAUCUCUGACCUGACAGAAGAGCUUCACCAGAAGGAGAUUACUAUAGCAACUAUCAUGGAGAAAGCUACUCUUCUGGAAAGACAGUUAAAAAUGGAGUUAGAGAUAAAAGACAAAUUGUUAGGAAAACAACAGAUGCUGGAUUUCCAAUACCAAGUGAUCAAAUCUGAAAACAUACAUCUAAAAGAGAUGCUGGAAAACCAGGAGUGUAAAUGUUGCACGUGUAUAGAUUUAUCUAACCAAGGACAUGGAAAUUUCAUAGCUUCCAUUCACAAGCUGGAACAUGAGAAUGUAAGAUCACAAAACAGUCCUGUUAAACUACAAAAUGACACAGAAACAUCAAUACUGGGUCUCAGGAAUCCAUGUGGAGAAACAGAGCACAACUACCAAACUCAUUCAAAGAUGCAAGAAAAGGAAGAGAGAACUUUUCAGAGGAAAGAUGCAUGGGGAAUGGACCAUCAACAAACUGCUGUGUUCACAGCCAAUGGAUACCACAGAAACCAUAGUCCUGUUUUAUAUGGCCAAGGCUGUAUCACUGGCUCAAAAAGUGAUGGCACUUCAUCUGCUUACAAACUUGGCAGAGGUCAUGAAAGGAAAAGAGAUGGUAAAUCUCCAUCACCACCUUUGGGCUUUGGUGGGCCAUUUUCUGAAGAGGGCAGAACAGACAGCUCACUGAGCUCUGCUUACAAUGCAGGAGAAAUCAAAUUACCUUCUCCCCCUGAGCUGUCCUUCCUUGAAGCAACAGAAAAGUUCCUUCAAGAGGAAGAGAAACAUACAAGAGAGUUUGAAGAACGUUUAAAUCUGCACCUUGAAGAACUGCAAAGACUUUCUGAAAACACUCUAAAAAAAUUUGCCAGGAUACACCAAAGCAGGCACACUUAA
Molecule: messenger RNA, 1977 nt
Organism: Calypte anna (Anna's hummingbird)
Lineage: Eukaryota; Metazoa; Chordata; Aves; Apodiformes; Trochilidae
Gene: DEUP1
Product: deuterosome assembly protein 1
Exons: 13
Coding region: 1-1977 (658 amino acids)
Biological process (GO): de novo centriole assembly involved in multi-ciliated epithelial cell differentiation; centriole replication
Cellular component (GO): centriole; deuterosome
Source: RefSeq, a predicted model, not a curated record